UCAACCUUUUGUAAUUCCAUAAUGGGUUUGCUGACUGUUGGCGUGCCGUUGAGUUGGGCCGAGACAAAAAAACAUGCAGACUUCGUUCGCCGUGAAGGAGCAAAACAGUUCGUUCGUCUGUGGCGUAAACAUUUAAACUCGACGGGCGCCGCCCUUUAUUGGGGCGACGAGAUCGAGUACACGUUG
This is a messenger RNA of Dibothriocephalus latus, 186 nucleotides long. The record is from the annotation of a GenBank genome assembly. Lineage: Eukaryota; Metazoa; Platyhelminthes; Cestoda; Diphyllobothriidea; Diphyllobothriidae.